AUGCGAGCACGAUUUAUUUUUUUAAAUGUGUUCAGUUACAACUUUCACCUAGCACAGGGAUCCACCAUGUCCGCAGCAGCAGCUUGGGAGCGCACCAUUCUGAUUGCCCCAAACCCCACUCCUUUUGCGCCCCUGUCCGCUCGCGCGCUUUUACCUCGUCACCGCGCUUCUCUUACGGGCUCGCUGUAUCGCAUCGCUCCGAAUUGGCGCCCCGAGAUUCUGGGUUCAACCGUUGCGAUUCCCCGGCGGCAGCGGCACGGUCGGCGCGGAAGACGGGGAGACGAUCAAAGUUCGUAUCCGCGCGUGGUUUGCUCCACACGGCGCAGCGAUGCGCAGAGCGGCGACGAGGUAGUAGAAAGCGCGGGCGCGCAGCAGCAGGGGGCGGGGGAUGCGGAGGGGGCGGGGGAUGCGGAGGGGGAGGGGGAUGGGAAGGGGGAAUCAGGCGUGCAGUGGGUGGAGGAGCGCGGGUUGCGUCUGCAGGUGCAGGGGUCGUUCUACCGCCGCGAGAGCGCCGUCGGGCGCGACUUGGCCACUCUCGUCGCGUGGCGGGAUGCGCGCACGCGGAGCGCGGCGGAAGAGCAGCAGCACGCGGAAGGCCAAGCGGAAGAGGGUGCGGUGGAGGAGGCGGUCGCAGGAAUUGAGAGAAGCGCGGAAAGGGAAAGGAGCGGUCGGAGAGGCGCAGAGGCGGAAGGUGCAGGGCGGGGGAUGAAGGAGCAGCAGCGGCGACGGCGGCGGCGGCGGGGGUUUAGGGUUUUGGACGUGCUGAGCGGGAGCGGCGUGCGCGGAGCGCGGUAUUUGUCGCAGGGCGGCGCGUCGUUCGUGUGGUGCAACGACGCGUCCGUCGACACCCACGCCGCGCUCGUCGCCAACCUGCAAGCCGUCUCUGGCGCCACCGCUGAUGACGCCGCUGGCCCCGCUGCUGACGUGGAUGCUGCUACAUCCGUCGACGCUCGCCCCGGGAAGAAGGAGGCAGAGGGGCCGUCCCCUUUCCCUCUCCCUUUUUCAGAACCAUUUUUGCAGCAGCACACCCCGUUCCACCUCCCCUCCUUCCCUCUAUCUCCACCCCGUUCUCCUCCGACGGGCGUUCUGCUUCGACAUGACAUGUCCUUCCCAUCUUCCCCCUUCUUUCCCCCCUCUUCCUCCCCACCCCCCCCCUCCUCCCCCAUCCCUCCCCUCCCUCCCCCCCACCAGCAACGGCAAUUCUUCGACCUAGUGGACGUGGAUGCGUUUGGCAGUGACACGGUACGCGCUUCGUCAACCCUUCCCGCCUUCCCCCAUAUUCCUCCCCCUCCCGCCCCCUUCUUUUCCCCCAUCCCUCCCCUCCCUCCCCCCUGCCAGCAACGGCAAUUCUUCGACCUAGUGGACGUGGAUGCGUUUGGCAGUGACACGCGGUUCAUCGGGCCAGCCCUGGCAGCCACGGCCAGGGGAGGGCUGCUCUACCUCACCGCCACUGACGGCUUCUCCUCCGCCGGCCACGCUCCCUUCCGCGCGCUGGCAGCAUACGGCACGUACAUGCGGCCUCUGCCCUUCUGCAACGAGCUGGGGCUGCGCAUGCUGCUGGGGGCAGCCGUGCGGGAAGCAGCCGUGCGCAAGCUGAUAGUGGCCCCCGUGUUCUCCCUCUACGCGCCCCACGGGCCUGUCUUCCGCGCUCUCGUGCGCGUGCACCCCGCGUCGCCGCACCAGCAGUGGCAGGGCGAGAACUAUGGAUUCAUCGCGCAUUGCCAUUCCUGUGGGCACUCCAAGGUGCUGGCAUGGGAUGCGCUCGGCUGUGCUCUCUGCAACUGCCUGCAGAGAAAGGGUCAUGUAACGCAUGCUUCUGCUGCUGCUGCUGCUGCCUCCACGUCUCCCACUUCUCUCUCCUCGUUAUCCCCCCCUUCCUUCGAGAAUCCCUCUAUGGAAACAAGCUCUUCUCCCUCCCAGCAGCAGCAGCAGCAGCAGCAGCAGCAGCAAGUGUCAGGUGGCAUGGAUGAUCAUCAAAUGCUCAGUCAAAUGGGCCUCCGGCGCAUGGUGGUGGUGGGGCCGCUGUGGGUGGGCCCCCUGCACGACCCAAUGGAAUUGCGCCACGUGGCAGAGGAUGCGCGGGUGAGAGGGUGGAAGGCAGCAGGGCGGGUGCUGGAGGUGAUGCAGGAGGAGGCACAGGAGGGAUUGCCUCCGUGGUUCUUUAAGAUGGAUCAUGUUUCGAAGCUUGCUGGCGUACCCACGCCUCCACGUUCAGAGCUUAUGAGGCUGCUGAAGGAGCGGAAUGAGAUGUCGGUGACAACAAUGCAGAGCCAUCGACACAGGCAUACGGUAGAGACUCCAGGCCCGGGAUCCACGAUGCUCUCCGCUGCGGCCGUCUCAGACCCUGAAACCACCAUUUUCAACACCACUUCGCUCUCCUCCCUGUUCGAGUCCAAACUUGCGUUCACUGACGUUUCGGGAUCAUCGCCGUCGGCUCAUCACAUUUCCCUGGACGAUGCAACAACCAUCCUUCCGGACGACGAGGAAGAGCUCUUCGCAGACAUCGCAGAGGAGUACGAGCGACACCUGCGAUCAGAAGCCGUCGCCGCCGCCGCCGCCGCCGCCGCCGCCACCGCCGCUGCUGCUGUCUCGAGAUCCGAUUCGACCGGCGCAGCCCGUCGCGCGAGCAGCGGCAGGCGCGCGGGGGGGAGCGCGGGCAGCGGAAGGGGGGAGGGGGGAGGCGCGGGGGACGAUGGCGGGGAGGGGGAUGGCGCGGAGGGGGACGACGCGGCGGACGAUCUGUUCUGCAGCAGCGGAGGCAUGGAGCUAGAUCUCGACCCCGCCGACGGCAUGGCGCCGCAGGGGGGGUUCCGCCGCCUGCCCCUUCCGCGCGAUGCCUUUUCCGCCACUGCUGGUGCUCUUGGUGCUGCUGGAACUCGCAGGACUCCGGAAGGCGCGGUACGCCAGGGGGCGGGCGCGGGCAAGGCUGCGGCGGCGGCGGGGAUAAUGGCGACGACGACGGUGGCGACGUCCGCGUUCGCGGGCGCAGCGCAGGGCGCGGGGAGUGAGCAUCCGCGCGGGGAGCGGCCGUCGCGGACGCUGUUCGUGCGGAACAUCAACAGCAGCGUGGAGGAGGCGGAGCUGCGCGCGCUGUUUGAGCGGCACGGGGACAUCCGCACGCUGUACGCGGCGUGCAAGCAAGCACCACGCUCGCCACGGGGACAUCCGCACGGUGUACACGGCGUGCAAGCACCGCGGCGGCACGGGGACAUCCGCACGCUGUACACGGCGUGCAAGCACCGCGGGUUCGUGAUGGUGUCCUUCUACGACCUCCGCGCUGCGCUCGCUGCCAUGGCCGCGCUGCAGGGCACGCCGUUGCGCCGCCGCAACCUCGACAUCCACUUCUCCAUCCCCAAGGAUAACCCGUCGGACAAGGACAUGAAUCAGGGCACGCUGCUGGUGCCCGUCGCGGCUGCAUCCCCCUCCACCAGCGGCGCCACUGUCAAGGCCGCCACGACGCACCACGACUUGCUUCUCCACAUCUUCUCCGCUUACGGCGACGUCAAGGAGAUCCGCGAGGCUCCGGGGCAGCAGCAGCAGCAGCACAGGCUGGUGGAGUUCUACGACGUGCGUGCUGCAGAGGCGGCGCUCAGGGCGCUCAACCGCAGCAGCAGCAGCAGCAGCAGCAGCGUCAACGGAGGCCCCACGGGGGUCACGCUCCACGCGACCCGCCCCGGGGACGCUCGCUGCAGCGCGACUAGUCAAGAGAGUGCUGGGUCAGCAUCGGCAGCUGCUGCAGCUCAGCGGGAGCAGGAGGAGCAGCAACAGCAACAGCAACAGCAGCAGCAGCCACAGGAGGCAUCCGAAUCCUUGUCUCAGAACCGCUCAGUGCAGCAGCAAUCCCACGCGCAGCAGUGGCUGCAGGAGGAGCAGCAGCUGCAAGCACAACAGCAGCAGCAGCAGCAACAGCAGCAGCAGCAGCAGCAGCAGCAGCAGCAGCAGCAGCAGCAGCAGCAGCAGCAGCAGCAGCAGCAGCAGCAGCAGCAGCAGCAGCAGCAGCAGCAGCAGCAGCAGCAGCAGCAGCAGCAGCGCAACCAGCAGCAGCAACAGCAACAGCAACAGCAGCGAUCUCAGUCCUUUUUCCAGCAGCAACACCAACACCAGCAACAGCAGCAGCAGCAGCAAAACGAGCAGCAGCAGCAGCAGCAGCAGGAGGAGGAGCCUCCGCUCCCCCCUAUGCUCCCACUGAGCGCUCUCCUAGACGCAGCUGGCCCCAUCUCCGUCUCUCUGCCCCCAUCCGACCGCCUCUGGCGCUCCCAGGGGGGAAGCGCGCACCAAGCUCCGCCUCUCCCCCCGUCUUCCCCCCAUGAGGCGGCUGCCGCCGCUGCAGCCGCCACCACGGUGGAAGUGGGGCGCGGGGGGCGCAUUCUCCCCCCUGGCGCCCCUCCCGCGUCCUCCCCCCCGCGUGCUGAUGGCGGAGACGCAGGUGCAGGGGUGAGGACGGCGGGUGUGGAGCUUUUAUAUGGGCAUGGGGCUGUUAGGGGUGGUAGAGGUGGUGGGGGUGGUGGGGGUGAUGGUAAGGGGAGUGAGGUAGAGGGAGGGGAAGGACAGGGAGUUGAGAAACCGCAGAAAACAGUGCAGCGAGAUGAGCAAGUGCUGGCUCAGAUUCUGCAGCAACAAGGACAGCAGCAAAGCCAGCAGCAGCAGCAGCAGCAGCAGCAGUCGGUGCAAUUGUGGCAUCAACAGCAGCAACAGCGUCUGCUGCACCAUUCCAACUCCCUGCCAGACUACAAUCUCAACGCCGCUGCCACAGCCUUCUCAUCUUCCUCCUCCUCCUCCUCCUCCUCCUCCUCCUCCUCCUCCUCCUCCUCCUCCUCCUCUCCCUCUCCCUUCCUCGCGUCCGCCCCAAACAACGACUCCCACGCGCGCCUUUACGCAAUAAACCCACCCGCAGCUGCUGCGGCUGCUGCAGCUGCUGCUUCAACUGCCGCUGCCGUCGCUGCAGCCAAUGCAGCUGCAAGUGCUGGUCCGUCCCCAUACCAAGCGGUGAACCCCGGUGCUGGUCCUGCGUGGAUGCCCAGAGCGAGCUCUGAGACGUCCCUGGGUGCGGUUGCACGCGCUGUGCGUGGGAGUGGUGGCGGUGGUGCAGGAGGUGCAAAUCCCACGCUGCAAUCACACCUGCUCAACCAGCUUUCAUUUCAGCAGCAGCAGCAGCAGCAGCAUGGGCUGCCAGGGUUAGGGGCAGUUGGGGCGGACGCGUUAACAGGUGGCAGUGGAAGCAUGGGUAUGGGUUCGGAAAUGGGUGGGCUUGUUGCUAAGAUGGGCCGAGCUCACUCGUUUGGAGCGCUCGGUCACUCCUCACCAACCAUGGCUUCUGCUUCCUCUGCUACCACUGGUGCUGUUGGUGGUGGUGGCGCUGCUGGUGGUGCUAGUGGUGGUGAUGCUGCUGGUGGCGGCGACCCCCUCCUCCCCGGUCGCUCCUACAGCCUUCUCUCAGGCUCGCCCGACUCGUUUUCCUACGACAGCCCUCUCUUAGGUAACGGGCUGCUGGGAGGUUCUGUGGGAGGGAGUGGAACAGGCAUGGGGGCCGGACGGUCGGGGGUGGGAGCAGGAGGAGCAGCAGUGGGAGCGGCUGUGCCUGGUAGUGGUGGUCGUGUGGUGCAUGGGAUGGAUCAUUUCGGUUCUCUUUCUGGCUCGUUCUCGGCGGGCUCCUUUGCUGGUGCGCUGUCUAGCUCUCUGUCCGCCGCUGCUGCUCUGCAUCACGGUGUUGACACCACCUUUGGUCUCCAUUUUCCACCACCUGCAGCAGCAGCAGGAGCAGCAGGAGCAGGAGCGCCCAGAGCAGCGUCCCCUGCUGUUGAUUUCAACAGUGCUGCAGCAGCAGCAGCAGCAGCAGCAGCGGCUGCUGGCUCUGCGACAGUUGAUUUCAGCGGUGCUGGGUUAGGUCUGGGCAUGCCGAGCCUGAAUCCCAGCUUGGCGUCGAGCCUGGGAUCUGGGCUCGGGAGAGGGCUUGGGUCGCAAUACGGGGUGGGAGGAAUAACCCCACCAGGUUUAUCCUCAGGUGUUUCGGCUAGCAGCAUUAGCCUGCGCGAGGCAGUUGGCAGUAUGGGCAACAUGGGCAGUAUGGGAAGCAUGGAUAGAGCACGUGGGGGUGCAGGAGCAGUGGCGGCGGCUCUUAUGCUGGGGAUGGAGAGUGGUUUGGAAGGCACCCCUCCCUCUCCCAGUCUGCUGUCGCCUCACCUGAAGAACAUUGCCAGUGGACGGUCGUUGUCGGGGCUGGGAGGGGGGGAGAACGCUGGGAGGGUUGCAGGAGGGCCAGGAGGGGGAGGAGGGGGUGGCGGGGCGGCAGGAGGAGGGGCAGGGAUGGAAGGGUAUGGGGAGAGGAGUCGAGGGAGGAGGUCGGAGGGUGGGGGAGGCGGCGGGGGUGGGGGGGUGGGUGGGGAUGCGAAGCGGCAGUAUCUGCUGGAAGUGGAUCGGAUACUGCGAGGGGAGGACUCGCGCACCACGCUCAUGAUCAAGAACAUUCCCAACAAGUACACACAAAAGAUGCUCCUGGCAGCCAUUGAUGAGAAGCACAAGGGCACAUACGACUUCUUCUACCUUCCCAUUGACUUCAAGAACAAGUGCAACGUGGGAUAUGCCUUCAUCAACAUGAUGGACCCAUAUAAGAUCGUUCCACUCUACCAGAGCUUCAACGGGAAGCGGUGGGAGAAGUUCAACAGUGAGAAGGUGGCCAACAUAGCGUAUGCGCGCAUCCAGGGCAAGCAGGCGCUCAUCGCCCACUUCCAAAACUCCUCGCUCAUGAACGAGGACAAGCGCUGCCGCCCCAUCCUGUUCCAGUCGCAGGGCCCAAACGCAGGCGACCAGUUUCUCAUUGGCUCUCUUGCUCCCCUCCGAUUCCUCUGA
This is a messenger RNA of Closterium sp. NIES-65, 6846 nucleotides long. The record is from the annotation of a GenBank genome assembly. NCBI's taxonomy places the organism in Eukaryota, Viridiplantae, Streptophyta, Zygnematophyceae, Desmidiales, Closteriaceae.